CAGGGCCAGCAACCUUUGGCCUAGGCCUACUGCACUGUACAAUGUACAUUUGACAAAGCGUCCCGAUCUCAUUAUAAAAUGAAAAUUUUUUCCCAUGGAUCGGUAGAGACGACGGUGCUUUCAACAUUUCCACCAACUGACCAGGUUUUUGCAUCUCGUGACAAAUCAUGUUGACACAAGGACCUACGCAUCACUCAGUCCCAGUUAUGACCUGUGUGCACUCUCUGUCAAGUGUUUGUCUUCUGUCGGGGGAAAUGUAAGACACAGAGGUUUUAAAUUGUUACCACCAAGACAGUAUCACCAAAAAAAAACCAGAGACAUGGCCAAAGCAAAUGGCUCGGAUCAGAAGGAGAAAAGAAACCUGGACGACGGAGAUAAAACCAAGAUGGGAGCAAGUCAGCUAAGCCGAAUGAAGCGGUUGUUUGGCUUUGAAUUGGCAGACGUCAGCAGUUGGGGGCGCUUUGUGAACCUCAUGAAUGAACCAAGAGAUCCGUCUGCACUUGCCUUAGUUAGAAUCUUAUAUGCCAUCCUGAUGCUGAUAGACAUUCCACAGGAAAGGGGCAUGUCCAGGAUUGAUGUUCGCUUCGGCAAUCCCAACCAUUGUCACUUCCCCCUCUUCAACAUCCUCCAACCCCUGCCCGUUGACUGGAUGUAUGUGGUCUACCUGGUCAUGCUCAUUGGUGCUCUUGGCAUCCUCUUGGGUGCCUUCUACCGUGUCAGCUGCGUCCUGCUCAUCAUCCCCUACUGGUAUAUCUUCUUCUUAGACAAGACGGCGUGGAACAAUCACACCUACUUGUACGGUCUCCUCAGCUUCCAGUUAUUCUUUCUGGAUGCCAAUAGAUUCUGGUCCAUUGACGGCUUGAGAAACCCCAAGUUGAGGAACGCUCACAUCCCACUGUGGAAUUAUGCCCUCAUCAGGAUCCAGAUAUUUUUUGUCUACUUCCUGGCUGGAAUAAAGAAGAUUGAUGCUGAUUGGCUGUUUGGCUACUCCAUGGGCAGGCUGUCCGCUCACUGGGUCUUUGAUCCAUUCAAGUUAAUUAUGGCAGACAAGUACGUUGACCUCCUCAUCGUCCACAUUGGUGGUUUCCUCCUGGAUCUCACCGUGGGCUUCUUCCUUUUCUUCGAUCGGACUCGGCCGUACGCCUUUGUCUUCUGCGGAUCUUUCCAUGCCAUGAACUCUCAGAUCUUCAGUAUCGGGAUGUUCCCCUACGCCAUGAUUGCCACCAUGCCGGUGUUCUGCUAUGCUGACUGGCCAAAUUCCCUCCUCUCCCGCCUUCCAACGUCCUUGAGCAGCAAGCUCGCGGCUACCCCCGACGUCCAACAGAGGAGUGACCACUGUGUGUACGCAAAACAGGAAACUCCCAAAGAGGUCAAACCCAAAGGAGCCACUGCGAAGGCAGCUGAGGCAGAGUCACGUGACCAGCGAGUCCCAGAACGCCAUCAUUACCUGGCCACUUGUUUCUUCACCCUCUACAUCGCCGUUCAGCUCUUCUUGCCAUUCUCUCACUUUGUGACGAAGGGGUACAAUAGUUGGACCCAGGGCCUGUAUGGAUACUCCUGGGACAUGAUGGUGCACAACUGGCACACACAGCAUGUGAAGGUGCACUUUGUGGAUCAAAAGACUGGAAAGACAGGCUACCUGGCACCUGAGUUUUUCGUCCCCUUUUCCAGUCGUUGGAUUGGCCACGGUGACAUGAUCAAACAGUUUGGUACCUGCGUCAGCAGACGGCUGAAAUCCCACGGAUACGAGGAGCCCGCCCUCUAUGUAGAUAUCUGGAAAUCAAUGAAUGGACGAUUCUCACAGAGGAUGUGGGAUCCUCGCGUAGACAUAGUCACUGCCCCUUGGUCUCCAUUUGAGGACAUAUCUUGGAACCUUCCCCUGUUGACUGAGCUCUCGGACUGGAGAAGCAGAGUAGAUGCAUUGGAAGAGGAACUGGAGAAGGAUGAAAUGGAAGUGACGUUUGUGGCAGAUUUUCCAGGCCUGUACCUUGAGAACUUUGUGAGCGAAGAUUUCACCAACACCACUCUGGAGGUGCUGAAAGGGGAGGUUAUCGUGGAGUUGUUGGACAAGAUCAAGAAUGUGACGCUCAAAGAAGGAGAAAAGAUGCAGGUUCCAGCCGGUAAAUUUCAUAAUGUCUACACAAUCUCCACAACCCCUUCGUGCUACAUGUACACCUUUGUCAAUGAGACGGCCGUCAUGUUGGAACAAAACGUUGACAAGUUUUUGGACGAGCACUUCAAAGGCAGGAACCUGAGUGUGGGUACUAAUGAUAAACUCUUACCCGAUGAUGUACAACUGAAUAUGUCCGACCCCAUGGUGUCCAAGAUGGUGGCAUAUCUGGAGAGAGCCAACAAGAAAAUUAAGAAGAAGAACACGCCAGUGUUAAAGAAGUUGCGAGAGUUCGCCUCGACCAAAGCUUACCUCUUCAAGCACACCUUCCAAAUGACUGCACAAGCCUUGGGUCACAUACUGCUAGGGAUGAACUCUGUGAUCGAACCGAUACCGUUACCUGAACAAGACCAGACACCAGUGGACCAACCUUCACACCCUGACGAUGAACUCUGAACUUUUCUUUGCGGUGACCUUUGACCCUAUAAGCUUAACAACCAGGGAAUCAUUGCACUUGGCUCUCAAAGCAAUGUGGUCUCAAAAACACCAGGAACCUUGAAACAUACACACCGUGGUGAUGAACUCCGAACUCACUCUUGACCUUUGGCCUGAGCAUGAGAAUGUACUGUGGAGAAGGGUAUAAUUAAUCUAUUAUUGUCUGUCCUGGAGAAUACUUGCCCAUGAGACUCAAAUUAAAGGGAGUGUUGUUGUACAGUGUCUUAAUUGAAAAUUAUUCUGUAACCAAAUGUGCUGUUCGAAGGGCCUUUAAAAUUAUGCCAAAAAAGUGUGAAGUGCCUGUGAACUUGAAGUGCAAAAGGAAAAAACUCUUCUGUUAUCUGCGUCAGAUCUUGCCAAUAAUGCAACAGUGAAUUGAGAGAUUUUAGCUGGUCAGAGGGAGCAUCCAAGAUGUGCAAAACUGCCAUGAUCAGCUACCCGCAAAUGAGGUUGAAGUUGUCUGCCAAAACAUCAAUCUUGGUUGUCAGCAACUUCAGUACUUAGGUUUGACAGGAUGAAAAGAUGCAUGUCGAUAUUGGAUCUGUUAAAAGCUGUAUUGACCUGGCUUUUUUAAAACAUUGAUUGUCUUCUCUGAGCAAAUCUCGCACGCGAGCGAUUGCAUAGUGACCACUUGCUUUCAACACUGCACAUAGAGUACAUACGCUUCUGUUGUGUUGUGUUGAGAUUGUUAUUCGUAUACCCGUUCCCAAACAGACAUGCUCACUCUAGCUCCAGCCUGCCUUCUUAUGCAAAUCCUCCAAAAUUGAUGAUUAGUUGUUACUUGACCAAUCAUGGACCAUUCUUUUUCAAGUGAAAAAGCCCAUAGCAGAUGCUAUCCUUGAAAAUUAUCCAUUCAAGUUGAAAAUCUAUUUUUCAAGGUGUCACAGCCCAAGAACACGGACAGUGCACCUUGACCGAAGAAGUAAUGACAGAAAGUAGUUGCUGCCACAAGUCUCACAGCUUACUUCAGCCUAGUGACACCUAAUUUUAAAACCCCUCAAAUAUCCAGGGCCAAUUGGUCCUGUCACCAACCAUAAGAGAAUCUUGAGGGGGAAUGUUACAUUGGUAAAAGCUGCUCAUUGUCCCAGGGCGGCAAAAGAUUUGACCUUCCUAGGGGUGCAUCCUUUGUUGAUAAUGUAACAAAAGCAAAGGUUGUAUUUUUAGCGGCACAUUCACCAGUGACUAAACAUCCUGUGGAAAAAAACUAAUCCACGGACUUAGUUUGAUAGGCCUAAUUGCAUUUAUCCCACUAAUGCAUCCUUUGGAACUGCUAGAUAGAUCAUAGUCUCUUGGUGCGUGGCUCUGAGAUAUAGGACCCUCUUUUUCUCCACUCACGGUCCUCACUGUAAGGUAAAGAGUGCCCCCAGUGGCAGUAAUACAUGUAGGUGCAUGUAUAUUUGCAAUGUCUUGCCGAGCUAAUUCACUUCACUGAAGUAGGUUUGAUUUAUUCAUGAAAUGCUUAAAUAUGUGCAUGUACACUUACCCCAGUAGAUGUGCAGUAGAUUAGUUCUUGUACAAAAGUGUUCUUACUGUAUCACUUCGAGUGUGAUACAACUUGCCCAUUGAUGUCACAAUACCGUAAAGAAAUCUAUAUAUAUUUUUGUUCUUCAAUAUGUAAUUAAUAUGUAUUAUGAUACUUUGUCCUGUUUUGUGAAGAGAUGUGUGUUCAUGCUCAUAUGUGCAAUAUAUGUGAUAUUGUGGUGGUAAGUUUGUGAAACUUUGAUACACAUGUAGUCAGAAAAAUGCUAUUAUAGCUACCUUGCCCAUUCAUGUCGCAACAACAGCAAGUUAUGCCUCCAAUAUUUAAUUUCAUUUUAAAUUAUUUAAUUUUGUUAUAGGGUAUCUUCUGUCUUUUUUCUCUAUUUUCCUAAGUUUUAAAUUUCUUGUCAAUGUUAUGUGGGAAAAAAUUUACUGUAAAAGGGAAGUGGUUGUUAGUGCUAGUCAUGCAUUGAUGGGUACCAAGUUUAGACUAACAAUUUUGUUGAAAACACAAUUUUAUCUAGUAGUAGUUACAUUGUAUUGUGAGGUUUUAACUUUGUGUUUUACAUAAUGUGGUCUUUACUGAACUGUCAUUUUCUGUCCAUAGUAGGUUUCUGCACAGUUGUUCAUUACAAGGUGUCUAUUAAGUAUUGUGCUGCUAAUUGGGCCCGUGUCUGCUUAUGUCUUGUCAACUUCAAAGGAGCCCCCACACUUUCAUGUCACUGAAUUCAUGAUACUCGCUUGAUAAUGCUCUUAAAUAAGAAAUAAUAAAAAUGAAAUCAAUAUA
This is a messenger RNA of Acanthaster planci (crown-of-thorns starfish), 4871 nucleotides long. It is a transcript of the gene ggcx, whose product is annotated as gamma-glutamyl carboxylase. Gene Ontology annotation, biological process: peptidyl-glutamic acid carboxylation. Lineage: Eukaryota; Metazoa; Echinodermata; Asteroidea; Valvatida; Acanthasteridae. The record is from RefSeq and is a predicted model, not a curated record. Gene Ontology annotation, molecular function: gamma-glutamyl carboxylase activity; vitamin binding.